This is a messenger RNA of Tuber melanosporum (Perigord truffle), 2131 nucleotides long. RefSeq lists its product as uncharacterized. NCBI's taxonomy places the organism in Eukaryota, Fungi, Ascomycota, Pezizomycetes, Pezizales, Tuberaceae. The transcript has a single exon. The record is from RefSeq and is a predicted model, not a curated record. The coding region runs from base 680 to 2131 and encodes 483 amino acids.
CCGAUGUCAGAUCGAAAUCCUUUUUUGCUCCAUCCAAGAACUGGACUCAACUCCCGGGACCAGAAGAGGAUUAGCCAGUAUUAUUUACGGUUUUAACUUGCACUGCAAGGAUCGCUCUCUGUCUUGAUCUGUCUCUCUCUAUUUUUUUCUUUUUCUUCUCUUAUUUUCUGCCCUGGAUGUAAGACGUUCCAGCCUUUCUACCCGCCAUCAACUAUUGCCACCCAUCCACCACCCAUCAUCAUCAUCCUCCACACUCACCACAUCCACCCCUCCUACCACACCCACCCCCUCCUCCUUCCCUCCUUUACCCUCUCCGACCAAAGGAAUUACAGGCAAGGAGGGGGGGGAGACAGGUGGGAGGAGGAGGCUCAGCAUGAUCAUUGUUCUCGCCAUAGACAAGGGUAGCUUAUGCCCGAGCUAUCAAUGCGGAUUGACAAGCGAAAAGGAGUCUUAUGCCGAAGAUCUGGGUACCUAAGCAAACUACCAAGCAGAGCACCAUCGCGCUCUCUCUAUAUACACGUCAGCUUUGCGACUCUUCUCGGCUGUGCCUCUUAUUUUUCUUUCUUACUCUUCUCUUUUGUUCGAAUUUAUCACACUCUCUUAUGAACCCUCUGUGAGGUGUCUUUCUUUAACGUCACUUCUCCUCCCUUCCUUCCACUCCCCCGCCGUCGGGGCAACAAUGAGAUUAUACAAACGCCACUUUGGACCUUUAUGGAUUGCGACACUGGUGCUGAGCUCUUCUGUUUUGGAGGUUGGAGGACAGACGCUGGGAUGUUUGGCGGAGGGCGGAUGUUUUCGGGGGUGUUUUCCAAAAUGUCCCGGUUUGGAGACAGAUUGCGUGUGCUCGGGGUUCAGGACAGUGCUGGAUAUGAUGGGUAUAUUGGGUUGUGCCUUGAGGAUUUGCCCACCUUCGGAUGCGAUGGGUAGUUUCAGCGCCCUAGGGGUCGGGUGCCUGCCCUUCAUAUCAACUACCACACGCCGCAGCAGGGCAAGCUCCUCUACAACCCCUACCCCGCUCACUGCUUGCGGCCCUGUUAUAAGUGCUUCCGCGUCCGCUCGACCAACUACUAGUGCUUCGGUCUUACCCUCGAGUUCAUCGAGCUCCAGGUCUUUCAGUACCCGGUCUUCCCCCUUGAUCUCAUCGGAUCCACCCUCCUCGAGAUGCACAACCAUGAAUUCAACAAGCCCAGCCUCACCAAUUCCAACCUCCCCAACAAUGACAUCGCAAAUUGUAUCGCCAGCGCCAACGCCGCCCCUAGACCGUCCGCCCAACGAAGGCACCUCUUCCCCUCCGUUUCGUAGUCAACAAGAGCGGAAACUCCAACUAAGCCGUGGCCUAAUAGUGGCGUUGGUCCUUGGCCCAUUAGGCUUUCUGACAUCCCUUCUAGCAAUCUUCCUGAUCCUCCGGCGGCGCCGGGGACGAGGUCGCCGCUCGAUAUCAAGCUUUACCGGCAUCAGUGAUUUUGAUGCCAACCGGGGGAGCAUAACUGCUCCACUACCAACAUUCAGCUCUGAUCCACCAAGAGUUCCACUGGCGGAUGUUGGGACCCGGCCUACGACUCGGGGUUCCCAGAUGAGUGCUGGAGUAGGAGCAGGGGCUAUGGCGGCCGUGGCAGUAGCACGUAGAGCAUCUACGCGCAGAGAAGAUAUAGUCUCAGCAACACCCGUGUCGAGUUCCCAGGGCAACAGCCAACUGCAUAUCUUCCCGCAGACAAGUCGGCGACUACCCGCUGGCCAGCGCCAGCCUCAGAGCCAGCAAAACCCGGACCUCCUCCUCCGAUCACUGAGAAAGCCCCUCCCACAACUACCGCGGCCUCCGGAGGAGGCUAGAAUUGGACCGAGAGCUGGGCCUAGCACUAGGAAUAGUCCACUGGCAUUGCCGUCUACGGUUUACCCCAUACCGGACAAUCCUCGACCAAUGUCCGCAAUCUCGGAAUUGGCAGAGGUGGACCAAUACCAACCUAUACCAGACGAUGCUACAGAAGUGGAAUUUCGAAGAGUAUAUCAUGAUGUCCGUAGGGCGCUCAAUCGGUCACCCUCCACCUCCACCGACCAGAACUCUACAGAUUGGAGCAUCAUGACGGACCUGUCCAGGAAUUCGACCACCCGAAGUUUUAGACCUGAAAGAUGA